This is a messenger RNA of Prorocentrum cordatum, 388 nucleotides long. The record is from the annotation of a GenBank genome assembly. NCBI's taxonomy places the organism in Eukaryota, Dinophyceae, Prorocentrales, Prorocentraceae.
CGCCGCGGCCUGCGGGCCCGUGAGCGCACAAGUCUUCUGCCUGGCGCCGCUUGCGACCAGCGUGUGUGGCCCGGGUGUGCUCCGAAGGGGCACCACAGCCAGGGUGGCGGGGGAGCGAGGGAAGAAGCCCUCGGAGGAGGGCGGCGUGCGCCGAGCCCACGGCGCGACGCGCCCCCGCGCGGUGGCCUGCGCGCGCCCCGCGGGGGGCCGGGCCCUCUCCCCCGCCGCCUCGCGCCGCCGAGGCGCGCCGCCGAGGCGCCACGCUCGCCCGCCCCCGGCCUGUGCCGGGGUCGGCUGCACUACAGAGGCGGCGAGCGCAGCGUCCCGAUCGCCCGCUGGAGAUUUCAGGCACGAGGCGAAAGCCAGGGUCUGUCCACCCCCGACCUGA